Molecule: messenger RNA, 350 nt
Organism: Actinia tenebrosa (Australian red waratah sea anemone)
Lineage: Eukaryota; Metazoa; Cnidaria; Anthozoa; Actiniaria; Actiniidae
Cellular component (GO): membrane; intracellular membrane-bounded organelle
Molecular function (GO): heme binding
Source: RefSeq, a predicted model, not a curated record
CUUAACUUCGAAAAAAUGUCCUCUGGUUGCGGUGUAAUGGACGAUCGAAUCGUGGAGUUGGAAGAAGUCAAACAGCAUAAAUCAGAAGACGAUUUAUGGAUUAUAAUCGAUGGAAAGGUAUAUGACGUGACGCCUUACGUGACAGAACAUCCAGGAGGGAAAGCUAUUUUUCGCAAUGCAGGAGACGACUCUUCUGGAGGAUUCCAUUCCCAAAAGGCUCACGGAAUAGUGAAAAAUCACAUCAAUAGUUUGUUGAAGGCUUUCUAUGUUGGAAGAAUAUCCCAGGACAAAUAAAAGAUACUUGAAAGUAUCCAAGUUAUGAAGCCAAGAAAAUUCUAUCAACAACUCAA